This is a messenger RNA of Nicotiana attenuata, 468 nucleotides long. RefSeq names its product RNA-directed DNA polymerase homolog. The transcript is spliced from 2 exons. NCBI's taxonomy places the organism in Eukaryota, Viridiplantae, Streptophyta, Magnoliopsida, Solanales, Solanaceae. The coding region runs from base 1 to 468 and encodes 155 amino acids. The record is from RefSeq and is a predicted model, not a curated record.
AUGUGUAUUGAUUACCGGCAAUUGAACAAGGUUACAAUCAAGAAUAAGUAUCCGCUGCCGAGGAUUGAUGAUUUGUUCGAUCAGCUUCAGGGUGCCAGGGUAUUUUCAAAGAUUGACUUGAGAUCUGGCUACCAUCAGUUGAGGAUUAGGGUAUCCGAUGUCCCUAAGACAGCUUUCCGCACUCGAUACGGGCAUUAUGAGUUCUUGGUUAUGUCAUUCGGGUUGACAAAUGCCCCAGCAGCCUUCAUGGAUUUGAUGAACCGAGUGUUCAGGCCUUAUUUGGAUUCGUCCGUGAUAGUCUUCAUUGAUGAUAUUUUGAUAGAUUCUCGCAGCCGGGAGGAGCAUGAGCAGCACCUUAGAGUGGUUCUUCAGACUCUGAGAGAUAGCCAGUUAUAUUCUAAGUUCUCAAAGUGCGAGUUCUGUAUUUAUAGACAAUACGUGAAUGUUGUGACACCGGCUUUUGGGUAG